Messenger RNA from Mandrillus leucophaeus (drill), 825 nucleotides. RefSeq names its product olfactory receptor 5H6. The transcript has a single exon. Lineage: Eukaryota; Metazoa; Chordata; Mammalia; Primates; Cercopithecidae. The record is from RefSeq and is a predicted model, not a curated record. Bases 13 to 825 code for a protein of 270 amino acids. Gene Ontology annotation, molecular function: G protein-coupled receptor activity; odorant binding; olfactory receptor activity. Gene Ontology annotation, cellular component: membrane. Gene Ontology annotation, biological process: sensory perception of smell; G protein-coupled receptor signaling pathway.
CUCAUCACCGUCAUGGGGAAUCUUGGUCUAAUUGUCAUCAUCUGGAAAGACCCUCACCUUCAUAUCCCAAUGUACUUAUUCCUUGGGAGUUUGGCCUUUGUGGAUACUUGGUUAUCAUCCACAGUGACUCCGAAGAUGCUGAUCAACUUCUUAGCUAAGAGUAAGAUCAUAUCUCUCUCUGAAUGCAUGAUACAAUUUUUUUCCUUUGCAGUUGGUGUAACCACAGAAUGUUUUCUCUUGGCAUCAAUGGCAUAUGAUCGCUAUGUAGCCAUUUGCAAACCUUUACUUUAUCCAGUCAUUAUGACCAAUGGACUAUGCAUCCGGCUGUUAGUUUUGUCAUUUCUAGGUGGCCUUCUUCAUGCUUUAAUCCAUGAAAUUUUUUUAUUCAGAUUAACCUUCUGUAAUUCCAACAUAAUACAACACUUUUACUGUGACAUUAUCCCAUUAUUAAAGAUUUCCUGUACUGAUACUUCUAUUAACUUUCUAAUGGUUUUUACUUUUGCAGGUUCAAUUCAAGUUUUUACCAUUGGAACUAUUCUUAUAUCUUAUACACUUGUCCUCCUUAUAAUCUUAAAAAAUAAGUCCGUCAAAGGGAUGCAAAAAGCUGUCUCCACCUGUGGAGCUCAUCUCCUAUCUGUAUCUUUAUACUAUGGGCCCCUCGCCGUCAUGUAUGUGGGCUCUGCUUCCCCACAGGCUGAUGACCAAGAUAUGAUGGAGUCUCUAUUUUACACUGUCAUAGUUCCUUUAUUAAACCCCAUGAUCUACAGCCUGAGAAACAAUCAAGUAAUAGAUUCAUUCACAAAAAUGUUCAAAAGAAAUGUUUAG